Molecule: messenger RNA, 1130 nt
Organism: Pollicipes pollicipes
Lineage: Eukaryota; Metazoa; Arthropoda; Thecostraca; Pollicipedomorpha; Pollicipedidae
Product: basic helix-loop-helix transcription factor amos
Biological process (GO): positive regulation of transcription by RNA polymerase II; sensory organ development; axon development
Cellular component (GO): nucleus
Molecular function (GO): E-box binding; DNA-binding transcription factor activity, RNA polymerase II-specific; protein dimerization activity
Source: RefSeq, a predicted model, not a curated record
CCAGCGGAGGUGCGUCGUAGUCUCCCCCGACACCGCAGCGUACCGCAGAGCUAGUCAUGUCCGUGGCGUCUCCGGACAGUCCCGACAGUGGCAUCCUGCUGGACGAGGUCGACCCGCACCACCGGCCGGCCGUGUCAGGGAUCACCCACCGCAUGACGUCACUGGUCGCGCUCGGUGAGCGGGUUUCGGGCGCCUUCUGCGGCACCUCCGCCGUCGCCGCCGCCUCCUCCUCGGCAGACUGCAGACCACUCCCAACAGGGAGUAGCUGGAAGCUCCCCACCUACUGUCACGGUCAGUCCCGUGAGGCCCUAUCCGUCGACCGCAGCUCCCAACGACUCUGCAAGCGACUAGCGACGGCGCCUGCCGAGGCACCACUGUCAAAGAAGAAGCGCGCCGCGGCGGCUUGCGGGGACGCGUGGCGCCGGCGCCGAGAGAGCGCCAACUGCCGCGAGCGGCGGCGCAUGCAGCGGCUCAACGAGGCGUUCGACCUGCUGCGGGACCACCUGCCGCAGGGCGUCGACUGUCCGCUCUCCAAGCACGAGACGCUCCAGAUGGCCAUGGAGUACAUCUCGGCCCUGCAGGGUCAGCUGGCGUGACGCCCAGCGCUGUGAUGGUCUGGGUAUCCCGUACAAAGUGUUUGACGUGGCCGCUGCUGCGGUUAAGUGCGUGUGUACCUUCGACGGCUGUGCUUAGUUUGUAGAACCUUUUGUUUUAAGGGGCGAAUUGAAGCUGAUUGCGGGAAAGCCGCUGGCAUGCCGGCGCUAGCGAGACCAGUAUUGAGAGAGCCAGGACUGCGGCGCUUUUUGCAAUACAAUGCCGGAAAUAUGUGAAGUGCGUGUAGCUCACCGCUAAUACAGUUUGCAAUGUAUCAAAAUCGCAAACGACAUCGAUGACAGCAGCUUCAGGUGAUAAAAUACAUACGAUAGAAUCAGACACUUCAUCUGAUACAUUAUUACAAACACUGUAUCUAUUCCAAGCCACCAUAUGCAUGUUCAAAAAGCACAUGGAGCAGAGCGCUCCACGAGCCAAACGUUUUUGGGGCUAUCUGUGACGCGUUUGUGUCUGUCCGUGACGAGUUUGUGCCAAUCCGUGACGUGUUUGUGUUUGUCCGUGACGUGUUUGUGUCUUUC